This is a messenger RNA of Phymastichus coffea, 2550 nucleotides long. RefSeq lists its product as uncharacterized. Gene Ontology annotation, molecular function: nucleic acid binding. The transcript has 3 exons. Gene Ontology annotation, biological process: DNA integration. Bases 1 to 2550 code for a protein of 849 amino acids. The record is from RefSeq and is a predicted model, not a curated record. NCBI's taxonomy places the organism in Eukaryota, Metazoa, Arthropoda, Insecta, Hymenoptera, Eulophidae.
AUGUAUCUUCCAAUUAAAGUCAGGGAAAAAGAUCGAGCUGACCAACACCUCCUUUAUCGUGGAGCUGACUGUCACCGCGAGCCUGAUGAAUAUCAAAUGACGUGUUUUAUUUUCGGCUCGAAAUCCUCGCUGUGUAGCGCGCUCUACGUAAAAAAUAAAAACGUCGAGCAAUAUGCGACGGUCAAGCCCGAGGCAGCGAAAAGUCUAGUGCGAAACUAUUAUAUGGACGAUUACUUAACGAGCGGUAAAAGUGUCGCUGCCAUGCGUAAAUUAGUGAACGAUGUCAUCUUUAUCAACAAAGAAGCGAAUUUCGAAAUGCAUGGAUUGGCUUCGAACGUCCCGGAGAUCGUGCGAGACGUGAGAAAAGAAAAUCUGCUAUGUAAAAACGAGAAAGCUAGCCUAUGCGAGGAAGAAGACAGAGUUUUAGGUUUGUUUUGGGAUCGCGAGAACGACUGUCUGCGUUUUCAUGUAGGCAUUAAAAAGCUUCGCGAUGAUUUAUUGACCGGCGCAACGGAACCUACUAAAAGGGAGUUCUGCAGUAUAGUGAUGUCCGUGUACGAUCCACUCGGUAUUCUGUCACCAUUUAGUAUUAAUGCCAAAAUAAUGCUGCAACAUAUCUGGCGCAGCGGCGUAGCUUGGGACGCGAAAAUUAGAGACGAAAAAUUUCAAACGUGGAAAGCGUGGUUACAGAACGGGCUUGAAAUGACAAAAUGCGAAAUCUCGCGAUGUUUUAUACCAAUGGGCGUUGAUUACGCGCGCACAGAGUUACACGUGUUCUGUGAUGCAAGCUUGCAAGCCUAUGCCGCUGUAGCAUACCUUCGAACCACAUCUCCCGACGGCAAAGUUUAUUUAUCGCUUGUGAUGGCGAAAACGAGAGUGGCACCGGUAAAGUCCACAACAAUACCACGCUUAGAACUUCAAGCCGCUGUCCUUGGCACAAGACUAGCUGCAAAUAUUUCAAAAGAAUUAGAUAUUAAAAUAAACAAUGUCGUGUUUUGGUCUGACUCGUCUACAGUACUGCAGUGGAUUCACGUCGGGCCUCAUUUGAAAUUGACGUACGUUAAGAACCGUUUAGGCGAGAUAGCGGAAAUAACACAGGUUUCGCAGUGGCGAUGGGACCGCGGUCCCCCUAGUUCGUGGCCUGAAGAGCGAAAACUCAAAGCGGAUGAAUUGGUGCAAAUAAAUGAAUUAGAAACGCGAAAAGACUUCAUCGGUACUUCAAUAGCUAAUAUAGUGUCAACACCGUUAACCGUGAAAUUACUUGGUUGGCGCGGGCUUCUAGUCGUAGCAACUCGAGUACGAAACUGCGUGAAUAAAUGGAGCCGUUGCAGGUCGAAAAAUAAAAGUGAACAGCCAUCUCUUCGCCCGCAAUCACAAGCAACAUUAGCCGAAGUAAGGCCCGAAGCCAUGCGAUUCUGGUAUAGAGAGAUCCAACGUGCAUGCUUUGCAGAAGAGAUCGACGCGCUAAACCGACAAAAGGAAUUCCGCAAAGGUAGCAAGUUAAUAAAUUUACGCCCAUUCAUCGAUAAAAACGGGAUCCUUAGAGCAGAGAGUCGCGUACAGGGAGCAGAGCUUAGUUAUAAUCCAAUUAUUCUCGAUGCGCGUCAUUUUGCCACUAAGUUAUUAAUUGAUUCGUAUCAUAAGCGAUUUUUUCACGCAAACAACGAGACAAUAGUUAAUGAAUUGAGGCAAGAGUUUUUUAUCGUCGGGCUCAGACGCAGAUUACGUACGCUAGCGCGAGAUUGUUUAACCUGCAAAUUACGUCGAGCGCAACCUCAAAAUCCACCAAUGGCUAACUUGCCUAAAUGUCGCGUAGCAUACAACCUUCGACCUUUUACUCACUGCGGAAUAGAUUAUUUCGGGCCGAUGAUUGUCAAAAUAGGGCGCCGGUGCGAGAAACGCUGGGGCGUACUUUUCACGUGCAUGACGAUUCGUGCGAUUUACCUAGAAAUAGCAAAUAGUCUGACUGCAAGCUCCGCAAUAAUGUCUAUACAGCGAUUUGCGAAUAGGAGGAAGUUUCCGCGAAUGAUGUAUAGCGAUAACGGGACAAAUUUUACGAAAGCCAGCAAGGAGCUGAAAGACGCGGUUAGUGGUAUAGAUACCGAGAGACAGCGGCGAUUUGCCGAAGAGAAAGGCUUCGAAUGGCGCUUUAAUCCACCCGAUGCUACUUAUAUGGGGAGAGCCUGGGAGCGGCGGAUUCGAUCAGUCAAAGUAGCGUUAGACCACGCGCUGAAGGGUGAAGUGCCCACCGAGGAAGUUUUAAGCACGUUACUCGUAGAAAUCGAACAUAUGGUGAACUCGCGACCGCUUACGCACGUUUCCGUGAACCCAAAUAACGAGGAAGCGCUCACGCCAAAUCAUUUUUUGAUCGGAUCUUCGCCAGGGCACCUAAGAUUAGAGCGAUACGAAGCCGAAAUCAAAGCUCCAACCUUCGCCUUCACCUUUGAAGUACCUCUAUUUAACGUCACUUGUAAGUCCAUUAAAACAAGGUCAAAACCUGCUUUAGUAAAACCAACUGUGACUCAUUUGCCUCUCCACAAAGAAAUUUAA